AUGAAAUCAAAGUUUGAGUUAACCCCUAGUGUAAAUAAGCCAGUUGGGGGAGUGUUUAUUUUCAGGGAGAGACUGGCUCUGAUGGGAUUGGACAGGUUCCCCUAGGGUUCCCCUAGCUUCACUCUCAUCUACUGGAGGCCACAAUCAGACCUGGUUUCAAAUCAUAUUUGAAUUAUUGCCAAUACUUUAGCUGUGCUUGAUCGAGCUUGGUUGGCACGAUGGAACCAAAGCAAUAGUCCCAUACGCCCAUUUCGCACUUUAGCCAGACUUAAGGAAACGCUCAAAGUUUAUGAAUGAUUUUAAAUAGUAUUUGAACCCAGGAUCUUCUCCAUUCCCCCCUUCUCCCCUGAAAUAAAGUAUGAUGGAUCAGAAAGGGAGAGGAUUAUUUUUUCUCACAUUAGAAUUGAUGCACGACCCACGUGGAGUUCCAGGUCUCCGGCAGCCUCUGGAACUGCCGUUCUGCGGCCAACAAGGCAGAGUUCAUCUCAGCCUAUGCUACCCUCCAGUCCCUCGACUUCUUGGCGCUGACGGAAACAUGGAUUACCACAGAAAACACUGCUACUCCUACUGCUCUUUCCUCGUCUGGUCGCGGCGGUGGCACAGGAAUCUCAUCUCUCCCAAGUGGACAUUCUCUCUUUUUCCCCCUGACCCAUCUGUCUAUCUCCUCAUUUGAAUUCCAUGCUGUCACAGUCACUAGCCCAUUCAAGCUUAACAUCCUUGUCAUUUAUCGCCCUCCAGGUUCCCUUGGAGAGUUCAUCAAUGAGCUUGACGCCUUGAUAAGUUCCUUUCCUGAGGAUGGCUCACCCCUCACAGUUCUGGGUGACUUUAACCUCCCUACAUCUGCCUUUGACUAAUUUCUCUCUGCCUCCUUCUUUCCACUCCUUUCCUCUUUUGACCUCACCCUCUCACCGUCCCCCCCUACUCACAAGGCAGGCAAUACGCUUGACCUCAUCUUUACUAGAUGCUGUUCUUCUACUAAUCUCACUGCAACUCCCCUCCAAGUCUCCGACCACUACUUUGAAUCAUUUUCUCUCUCGCUCUCCUCCAACACUACUCACUCUGCCCCUACUCAGAUGGUAAUGUGCCGUCGCAACCUUCGCUCUCUCUCUCCCGCUACUCUCUCCUCUUCCAUCCUCUCUUCCAUCCUAUCAUCUCUUCCCUCUGCUAAAUCCUUCUCCCUCCGAUCUCCUGAUUCUGCCUCCUCAACCCUCCUCUCCUCCCUUUCUGCAUAUUUUUUUCUCUCUAUGUCCCCUAUCCUCCCGGCCGGCUCGGUCCUCCCCUCCUUCUCCUUGGCUUGACAACUCAUUGCGAGCUCACAGAACAGGGCUCCGGGCAGCCGAGCGGAAAUGGAGGAAAACUAGACUUCCUGCGGACCUGUCAUCUUUUCACUCCCUCCUCUCUACAUUUUCUUCCUCUGUUUCUGCUGCUAAAGCCACUUUCUACCACUCUAACCCUAGGAAGCUCUUUGCCACCUUCUCCUCCCUGCUGAAUCCUCCUCCUCCUCCCCCUCCCUCCUCCCUCUCUGUGGAUGACUUCGUCAACCAUUUUGAAAAGAAGGUUGACGACAUCCGAUCCUCAUUUAUUAAGUCAAAUGACACCGCUGGUCCUGCUCACACUGCCCUACCCUAUGCUUUGACUUCUUUCUCCCCUCUCUCUCCAGAUGAAAUCUUGCGACUUGUGACGGCCGGCUGCCGAACAACCUACCCGCUUGACCCUAUCCCCUCCUCUCUUCUCCAGACCAUCUCCGGUGACCUUCUCCCUUACCUCACCUCGCUCAUCAACUCAUCCUUGACCGCUGGCCAUGUCCCUUCCGUCUUCAAGAGAGUGAGAGUUGCACCCCUCCUCAAAAAACCUACACUCGAUCCCUCCGAUGUCAACAACUACAGACCGGUAUCCCUUCUUUGCCCAUGAUCUCGCCAUCACGGUUGACAACUUCAUUGUGUCCUCCUCCCAGAGUGCAAAUAACCUUGGCCUGACCCUGGACAACACCCUGUCGUUCUCCGCUAACAUCAAAGCAGUGACCCGAUCCUGCAGGUUCAUGCUCUACAACAUUCGGAGAGUACGACCCUACCUUACACAGAAAGCGGCACAGGUCCUAAUCCAGGCACUUGUCAUCUCCCGUCUGGAUUACUGCAACUCGCAGUUGGCUGGGCUCCCUGACUGUGCCAUUAAACCCCUACAAUUUAUCCAGAACGCUGCAGCCCGUCUGGUGUUCAAACUUUCCAAGUUCUCUCAUGUCACCCCGCGCCUCCUCACACUCCACUGGCUUCCAGUUGAAGCUCGCAUCUACUACAAAACCAUGGUGCUUGCCUACGGAGCUGUGAGGGGAACGGCACCUCCUUACCUUCAGGCUCUGAUCAGACCCUAUACCCAAAUGAGGGCACUACGUUCAUCCACCUCUGGCCUGCUAGCCCCCCUACCUCUACGGAAGCACAGUUCCCGCUCAGCCCAGUCAAAGCUAUUUGCUGCUCUGGCACCCCAAUGGUGGAACAAGCUCCCCCACGGAGACACUUGAAACCAUACCUCUUUAAGGAAUACCUGGAAUAGUAUAACAGUAAUCCUUCUUCCCCCACCCCCCCAUUAAAAAAAAAAAAAAAAAAAAAAGGGAGUGGUUGUCCCACUGGCUAUCCUUAAUGGAAUGCACCAAUUUGUAUGUCGCUCUGGAUAAGAGCGUCUGCUAAAUGAUGUAAAUGUAAAAUGUAAAAUGAGAAGAAAACAUCUUAUGUGGCCUGUGUAAACAUUAUGCCUCCCCUCCUCCCUCCCCCUCCUCCCUCCCCCUCCUCCCCUGUCCUGCCUUCCUUGGUCUGGUUAAUUUUAAGCAGUCUUGGGCCUAGAUUCAAUCGGUAUCACGGAAGAUCUGCGCUAUAGCGCAAUUAAAAUUUAGAGACAAUGUUUCUGCGUUCGCGGAGACUGCAUACACAGUAAACACUGCAUACUGUAUGUCGACUCAAUCAGAAAUUACCUUUGUAUUUCAAUCACGCUAUAACACGGAUCUUCUGCGAUACGGAUAUAAUCUAGGCCUUGGUCUCCUGGUUUCUUUGGUUGGAGUGCUCCGGUCUCCAUCUCUGGUUUGAAGCCUCAGUGAGCACCUUCCUUGUCCCUCUCUGUUCAUCCUCUCAUCUCCCUUUCCUGGUCCUGCUAGGUGGAGGAUCUUCGGCGGGACCUCCAGGAGGCAGAGGAUGAGCGUGAUACAGGGCGGAAAGAGCUGAUCGAGGCCCAAAGGGAGCUGAGGGAGGUGACUCAGGAGAGGGACAACCAGAGGAAGGAGGUGCUGGACCUCAGGAGGCUGCUGGGGAACGAGAGCAGAGACAAGGAGGCCAUACACACCUCCAACCAGGAGCUCAGAGCUGCAGUGAAGAGAGCAGAGAACGACAACAACAGGUACAGUCACUCACUGUCUCAUACAGACAACAGGUACACUCACUGUUCCAUACAGACAACAGGUACAGUACAGUCCCUAACUCUAACCCUCCAACGAGGAACUGAGAGCCUCUGUCAAGAGAACGACAACAACAGGUAGCAGUCCUUUACAGAUCCAUCAACCAAAAACAGGACUGUCUGAUGCUAUACAGACAACAAUGUGUGCAAAUGGGUCCAGGGCUUUAUUGGGUUUAUGAAGUGGAAAUGAUGUUGACACUAUGGAGUUUAAAGACAAAACUAAUUAGUGAUGCGCGGGUCAGCUGUUUGCUAAACCGCACCGUCCGCAAUUUGUAAUAACCAUCCGCAAUCACCGACUAAAUGUGAUGAAGUGAAAAUGUGUUAUAAAUAAUAUAUCUGUAAUUAGAUACAUGCAGCUUCUCUUCUGUCAUUACUUGUUGCCCUAGAAUACUUAAUAAUCCCCUGCUCACCAGAAUAAUGUCAUAAAUUGAUAGAAAAAAAAUAAAUAAAAAAAUGCCAUUUAGCUUUUAUCCAAAGCGACUUAUAGUCAUUAACUAAUGUUUAAUUAUAGUUGCCAUGGUGUCACGGUGUCAGUGUAAUGCGGUAGACGAAGUCAGGCGCAGGACACAGAACUCAAUGAAAACGUAACUUUACUGAAACACGUAAAGAAACAAGAAAACCUCCACGCAGGGGAGGAACAAACCCGCUCACUAACGACACCCGAAACAAUAAACAAACACGCACAGAACACAAUGGGAGCCACAGGGUUAAAUAGGGACGGAGUAAUUACAAGAUGGGAAACAGGUGUGAAACAAUCUGACAACAGGUAGAACAUAGAAACAUAGAUCGGCAGCAGGUAGUACUCCGGUGACGACGAACGCCGAAGCCUGCCCGAGCAAGGAGGAAGGGCAGCCUCGGCAGGAUCCGUGAUAGUACCCCUCCCCCCCGACGCGCGGCUCCAGACGUGCGUCGACACCGGCCUCGAGGACGGCCAGGAGGACGCGGCGCGGGGCGAGUGGGAUGAUUGCGGUGGAAAUCCCUCAACAUGGAGGGAUCGAGGAUGUCCCUCCUAGGAACCCGGCACCGUUCCUCCGGACCGUACCCCUCCCACUCCACGAGAUACUGCAGGCCCCCCACCCGACGCCUCGAAUCCAAUAUGGAACGAACCGAGUAAGCCGGUGCCCCCUCGAUGUCCAUUGGGGGCGGAGGAACCUCCUGUAUCUCAGACUCCUGGAGUGGACCAGCUACCACCGGCCUGAGGAGAGACACAUGGAACGAGGGGUUAAUACGAUAAUUAGUAGGAAGUUGUAACCUAUAACAUACCUCGUUCAAUCUCCUCAGGACUUUGAAUGGCCCCAUAAACCGCCGACCCAGCAUCCGGCAGGGCAGGCGAAGGGGCAGGUUUCGGGUCGAGAGCCAGACCCGGUCCCCCGGUGCAUACACCGGGGCCUCACUGCGGUGGCGGUCGGCGCUCACCUUUUGCCGCCUGAUGGCCUGCUGCAGACGUACAUGAGCAGCAUUCCAGGUCUCCUGCGAGUGCCGAAACCACUCGUCCACCGCAGGUGCCUCGAUCUGGCUCUGAUGCCAAGGUGCCAGAACCGGCUGAUAACCUAAUACACAUUGGAAUGGAGAAAGGUUAGUGGAGGAGUGGCGGAUGGAGUUCUGGGCUAUCUCUGCCCAGGGGAGGUAAACCGACCACUCCCCCCGCUGAUCCUGGCAAUACGACCUCAGAAACCUACCCACCUCCUGGUUGACUCUCUCCACCUGCCCGUUACUCUCGGGGUGAAACCUACCCACCUCCUGGUUGACUCUCUCCACCUGCCCGUUACUCUCGGGGUGAAACCUACCCACCUCCUGGUUGACUCUCUCUACCUGCCCGUUACUCUCGGGGUGAAAUCCUGAGGUCAGACUGACCGAGACUCCCAGACCUUCCAUGAACGCCCUCCAAACCCUUGAGGUGAACUGGGAACCCCGAUCAGACACUAUAUCCUCAGGUACCCCGUAGUGCCGGAAGACGUGUGUAAAUAGGGCCUCAGCCGUCUGUAGGGCCGUAGGGAGACCGGGCAGAGGAAUGAGGCAGCAGGACUUAGAAAACCGAUCCACAACGACCAGGAUCGUGGUGUUCCCUUGUGAGUGGGGAAGAUCCGUCACGAAGUCCACCGAUAGGUGGGACCAUGGUCGUUGUGGAAUGGGUAGAGGUUGCAAUUUCCCUCUGGGCAGGUGUCUAGGAGCCUUACACUGGGCGCACACCAAGCAGGAGGAAACAAACCCUCAUGUCCUUAGCUAAGGUGGGCCACCAGUACUUCCCACUAAGACAGUGCACUGUCUGACCUAUGCCAGGAUGCCCAGAGGAGGGUGACGUGUGAGCCCAAUAGAUCAAACGAUCGCGGACAUCCAGCGGUACGUACACACGACCCUCUGGACACUGGGGAGGAGUGGGUUCGUUACGCAACGCCCGCGCGAUCUCCGCGUCAACCUCCCACACCACCGGUGCCACCAGACACGACGCCGGAAGUAUGGGAGUGGGCUCCACGGAACUCCCCUCCGUGUCAUACAGUCGGGACAGAGCCUCUGCCUCAGCAUUCUGGGAACCUGACCUGUAAGAAAGGGUGAAAACGAAACGGGUGAGAAACAUGGACCACCUUGCCUGGCGAGGGUUUAAUCUCCUCGCUGCCCGGAUGUACUCCAGAUUGCGGUGGUCAGUCAAAAUGAGAAAAGGGUGUUUAGCCCCCUCAUGCCAAUGUCUCCACGCUUUCAGAGCUUUGACCACAGCCAACAGUUCCCGGUCCCCCACAUCAUAGUUGCGCUCCGCCGGGCUGAGCUUCUUCGAAAAGAAGGCACAGGGGCGGAGUUUAGGUGGCGUACCCGAGCGCUGAGACAGUAAAGCGCCUAUCCCAGCCUCGGACGCGUCCACCUCAACCGUGAAGGCUAAGGAGGGGUCCGGAUGAGCCAGCACUGGAGCCGAGGUAAACAGGUCCUUCAGACGACUAAAAGCCCUGUCCGCCUCAGCUGACCACCGCAGACGCACCAGCCCCCCCUUCAGCAACGAGGUAAUGGGAGCUGCUACCUGACCAAAGCCCUGGAUAAAUCUCCGGUAGUAAUUAGCAAAACCCCAAAAUCGCUGCACCUCCUUUACCGUGGUUGAAGUCGCCCAAUUACGCACGGUCGAAAUGCGGUCCCUCUCCAUCCUCACCCCUGACGCGGACAUGUGGUACCCCAAGAAAAAGAUGGACUCCUGGAAGAACAGGCCGAAGCCUGCCCGAGCAAGGAGGAAGGGCAGCCUCGGCAGGAUCCGUGACACAUGGUAAAGUUAGUUUGCUCUUUCAUCUUUCAUCUCUGCUUCUCUCACGCAGCAAAGACGUUUAGGGACCGCGGAGAAAAUGCAAUAACUGUGAAAAAUGUCUAAAUUACAUCAGUUUGACCGGUUUUAAAGAAAUUAAAAGCUGUUAAAAUAUAACAUUAGACUACUGUUCUGACCCUCCCUUCUAUAACAUUAGACUACUGUUCUGACCCUCCCUUCUAUAACAUUAGACUACUGUUCUGACCCUCCCUUCUAUAACAUUAGACUACUGUUCUGACCCUCCCUUCCCAAACAUUAGACUACUGUUCUGACCCUCCCUUCUAUAACAUUAGACUACUGUUCUGACCCUCCCUUCUAUAACAUUAGACUACUGUUCUGACCCUCCCUUCUAUAACAUUAGACUACUGUUCUGACCCUCCCUUCCCAAACAUUAGACUACUGUUCUGACCCUCCCUUCUAUAACAUUAGACUACUGUUCUGACCCUCCCUUCUAUAACAUUAGACUACUGUUCUGACCCUCCCUUCUAUUUAUUGUCAACUCUCCAUUUCACAGCUUUUUCUCUUAUUGAAUUAAACUCCGACAUUGUCCUUUUUGCCUCAGUGGAUCAACGUGAACUUUUUCUGCCCAUGUUCCCAAAAGCGUUUGUCAGUUGGUGUGUAUUUGACACACUACAGUUAGACCUUAAAGCUGAGGCUACACAUUAACACCAGAUACAAAUAAUGAAAGAAAAAACCUAAAUGUAGCCUAUAAAUAUGAAUUGCACAAUAAUUAUAUAUUUCUGACAUAAGUAUGCAUUGUUUUCUCCUUAUUCAAUCCGCCCAGCACCCACCCACCCGCCCUUCAUCCACACAAUUUCUCAUGACCCUAAACCCACCAGUCCCGCGGAUAUAACCACGGGGACUGCGGGUUAUGACUCAACCCCGCGCGUCGCUAUUUGAAAUGUCACAAUACGUUUCUUUAAAUAUUUUAACAGUAAUUUACCUCCAUGUAUCUGCCUCCAUGUCUCCAUCAGUCUGCGGCGUAGCCUGGAGGACAAGGAGCAGAAGGUGGUAGUCCUGGAGGUGUGUAAGACCUCCCAGCAGCAGGAAGUGUCCAAGCUGAGGAGCACCAUGAGAGAGCUGGAGAAGUCCCGACUGCAGGCACGCAGAGAGCUGCAGGAGCUACGCAGACAGGUGGGGCUUCAUCUUGUUGUUGUUGUUGUUGUUGUUGUUGUUGUUGUUGUUGUUGUUGUUGUUCUUCUUCUUCUUCUUCUUAUUCUUCUUCUUCUUCUUCUUUAUUCUUCUUCUUCUUCUUCUUUCGUCGUCUUCUUAUUCUUCUUCUGUCUUCUUCUUCUUCUUCUUCUUCUUCUUCUUCUUCUUCUUCUUCGUCUUCUUUCUAAUCAGUCUCUAUCUCUACCUUCUUUUAGGUGAAGAUCCUAGAGAGGGAGGCUGCCCAACAGAUGGAGGAGCUGGGAGAGCUGCAGGCCAGGGUGUGUCAGGAGGAGGUGAAGGAGGAGGAGGCGAGGAGGGAGGCCUUCAGUCUUAAACAGAGAGUCCUGGAGAGCGAGGCGGGCAGGGAGGCGGCCAUCAAGGAGGUAAGUUACCAUAGGAGGCCCACAGGGCAGGGGGGAGGGGGACAGGGAGGGGGACAGGGAGACAGACAGGGAGGGGGACAGGGAGACGGACAGGGAGGGGGACAGGGAGGGGGACAGGGAGGCUGGCAUAGAGGCCGGCAGGGAGGCUGCCAUCCUUGAUGAAAACCUGCUCCAGAGCGCUCAGGACCUCAGCCUGGGGCGAAGGUUCACCUGCCAACAGGACAACGACCCUAAGCACACAGCCAAGACAACGCAGGAGUGGCUUCGGGACAAAUAUCUGAAUGUCCUUGAGUGGCCCAGCCAGAGGCCGGACUUGAACCAGAUCGAACAUCUCUGGAGAGACCUGAAAAUAGCUGUGCAGCGACGCUCCCCAUCCAACCUGACAGCGCUUGAGAGGAUAUGCAGAGAAGAAUGGGAGAAACUCCCAAAAUACAGGUGUGCCAAGCUUGUAGCGUCAUACCCAAGAAGACUCAAGGCUGUAAUCGCUGCCAAAGGUGCUUCAACAAAGUACUGAGUAAAGGGUCUGAAUACUUAUGUAAAUGUGAUAUUUCAGUUUUUUUUAUCUGUAAUACAUUUGAUAAAAUUUCUAAAAACCUGUUUAUGAUUUGUCAUUAUGGGGUAUUGUGGGUAGUUUGAUGAGGGGGGGGGGAAAAACGAUUGAAUACAUUUUAGAAUAAGGCUGUAACGUAACAAAAUGUGGACAGGGUCUGAAUACUUUCUGAAUGCACUGUAUGCAACAUACAGGAAGUAAUCCGCUAUACAGCGUGGAUAAUAACAUGCUACAGAAAACAUCACCUCCAGUCACACCUAUCUGCAGAAAACAUCACCUCCAGUCACACCUAUCUGCAGAAAACAUCACCUCCAGUCACACCUAUCCGCAGAAAACAUCACCUCCAGUCACACCUAUCCGCAGAAAACAUCACCUCCAGUCACACCUAUCCGCAGAAAACAUCACCUCCAGUCACACCUAUCCGCAGAAAAACAUCACCUCCAGUCACACCUAUCUGCAGAAAACAUCACCUCCAGUCACACCUAUCUGCAGAAAACAUCACCUCCAGUCACACCUAUCCGCAGAAAACAUCACCUCCAGUCACACCUAUCUGCAGAAAACAUCACCUCCAGUCACACCUAUCUGCAGAAAACAUCACCUCCAGUCACACCUAUCUGCAGAAAACAUCACCUCCAGUCACACCUAUCUGCAGAAAACAUCACCUCCAGUCACACCUAUCUGCAGAAACAUCACCUCCAGUCACACCUAUCUGCAGAAAACAUCACCUCCAGUCACACCUAUCUGCAGAAAACAUCACCUCCAGUCACACCUAUCUGCAGAAAACAUCACCUCCAGUCACACCUAUCCGCAGAAAACAUCACCUCCAGUCACACCUAUCCGCAGAAAACAUCACCUCCAGUCACACCUAUCCGCAGAAAACAUCACCUCCAGUCACACCUAUCUGCAGAAAACAUCACCUCCAGUCACACCUAUCUGCAGAAAACAUCACCUCCAGUCACACCUAUCCGCAGAAAACAUCACCUCCAGUCACACCUAUCUGCAGAAAACAUCACCUCCAGUCACACCUAUCUGCAGAAAACAUCACCUCCAGUCACACCUAUCUGCAGAAAAACAUCACCUCCAGUCACACCUAUCUGCAGAAAACAUCACCUCCAGUCACACCUAUCUGCAGAAAAACAUCACCUCCAGUCACACCUAUCUGCAGAAAACAUCACCUCCAGUCACACCUAUCUGCAGAAAACAUCACCUCCAGUCACACCUAUCUGCAGAAAACAUCACCUCCAGUCACACCUAUCCGCAGAAAAAACAUCACCUCCAGUCACACCUAUCCGCAGAAAACAUCACCUCCAGUCACACCUAUCUGCAGAAAACAUCACCUCCAGUCACACCUAUCACGCAGAAAACAUCACCUCCAAUCACACCUAUCCGCAGAAAACAUCACCUCCAGUCACACCUAUCUGCAGAAAAACAUCACCUCCAGUCACACCUAUCUGCAGAAAACAUCACCUCCAGUCACACCUAUCUGCAGAAAACAUCACCUCCAGUCACACCUAUCUGCAGAAAACAUCACCUCCAGUCACACCUAUCUGCAGAAAACAUCACCUCCAGUCACACCUAUCUGCAGAAAACAUCACCUCCAGUCACACCUAUCUGCAGAAAACAUCACCUCCAGUCACACCUAUCCGCAAGAAAACAUCACCUCCAGUCACACCUAUCCGCAGAAAACAUCACCUCCAGUCACACCUAUCCGCAGAAAACAUCACCUCCAGUCACACCUAUCUGCAGAAAACAUCACCUCCAGUCACACCUAUCUGCAGAAAAACUCACCUCCAGUCACACCUAUCCGCAGAAAAUAUCACCUCCAGUCACACCUAUCUGCAGAAAACAUCACCUCCAGUCACACCUAUCUGCAGAAAACAUCACCUCCAGUCACACCUAUCUGCAGAAAACAUCACCUCCAGUCACACCUAUCUGCAGAAAAACAUCACCUCCAGUCACACCUAUCUGCAGAAAACAUCACCUCCAGUCACACCUAUCUGCAGAAAACAUCACCUCCAGUCACACCUAUCUGCAGAAAACAUCACCUCCAGUCACACCUAUCUGCAGAAAACAUCACCUCCAGUCACACCUAUCUGCAGAAAACAUCACCUCCAGUCACACCUAUCCGCAGAAAACAUCACCUCCAGUCACACCUAUCUGCAGAAAACAUCACCUCCAGUCACACCUAUCUGCAGAAAACAUCACCUCCAGUCACACCUAUCCGCAGAAAACAUCACCUCCAGUCACACCUAUCUGCAGAAAAACAUCACCUCCAGUCACACCUAUCUGCAGAAAACAUCACCUCCAGUCACACCUAUCUGCAGAAAACAUCACCUCCAGUCACACCUAUCUGCAGAAAAACAUCACCUCCAGUCACACCUAUCUGCAGAAAAACAUCACCUCCAGUCACACCUAUCUGCAGAAAAACAUCACCUCCAGUCACACCUAUCUGCAGAAAACAUCACCUCCAGUCACACCUAUCUGCAGAAAACAUCACCUCCAGUCACACCUAUCUGCAGAAAACAUCACCUCCAGUCACACCUAUCCGCAGAAAACAUCACCUCCAGUCACACCUAUCCGCAGAAAACAUCACCUCCAGUCACACCUAUCGCAGGAAACAUCACCUCCAGUCCACCCUAUCCGCAGAAAGAAGAAACAUCACUCCAGUCACACCUAUCUGCAGAAAAACAUCACCUCCAGUCACAUCUAUCUGCAGAAAACAUCACCUCCAGUCACACCUAUCUGCAGAAAACAUCACCUCCAGUCACACCUAUCUGCAGAAAACAUCACCUCCAGUCACACCUAUCCGCCAGAAAACAUCACCUCCAGUCACACCUAUCCGCAGAAAAAAACAUCACCUCCAGUCACACCUAUCCGCAGAAAAACAUCACCUCCAGUCACACCUAUCGCCAGAAAACAUCACCUCCAGUCACACCUAUCUGCAGAGAAAACAUCACCUCCCAGUCACACCUAUCUGCAGAAAACAUCACUCCAGUCACACCUAUCCGCGAGAAAAACAUCACCUCCAGUCACACCUAUCUGCAGAAAACAUCACCUCCAGUCACACCUAUCUGCAGAAAACAUCACCUCCAGUCACACCUAUCUGCAGAAAACAUCACCUCCAGUCACACCUAUCUGCAGGAAAACAUCACCUCCAGUCACACCUAUCUGCAGAAAACAUCACCUCCAGUCACACCUAUCUGCAGAAAACAUCACCUCCAGUCACACCUAUCUGCAGAAAAACAUCACCUCCAGUCACACCUAUCUGCAGAAAACAUCACCCUCCAGGUCACCACCUAUCCGCAGAAACACAUCACCUCCAGUCCACACCUAUCUACAGAAAACAUCACCUCCAGUCACACCUAUCCGCAGGAAAACAUCACCUCCAGUCACACCUAUCUGCAGAAAACAUCACCUCCAGUCACACCUAUCUGCAGAAAAAACAUCACCUUCCAGUCACACCUAUCCGCAGAAAAAUCACCUCCAGUCAACCUAUCUGCAGAAAAACAUCACCUCCCAGUCACACCUAUCUGCAGAAAACAUCACCUCCAGUCACACCUAUCUUGCAGAAAACAUCACCUCCAGUUCACACCUAUCUGCAGAAAACAUCACCUCCAGUCACACCUAUCCGCAGAAAACAUCACCUCCAGUCACACCUAUCUGCAGAAAACAUCACCUCCAGUCACACCUAUCUGCAGAAAACCUGCAGUGCUUACAGUAUGGGGAGGAUGGGCCGAGGAUGUUCUACUGAAUAACCCCUUGACAUUUUGGUUGUGUUUACAAAGUGGGAUUAAAAUGGAUUUCAUUUUUUACAUUUUUUUUUUCAAUCAAUGAUCUACACAAACUACUCUGUAAUGUCAAAGUGGAAGAAAAAUUCUAACAUUUCAAAAAAUAUAUACAGUACCAGUCAAAAGUUUGGACGCACCUACUCAUUCCAGGGUUUUUCUUUAUUUUUUACUAUUUUCUACGUUUGUAGAAUAAUAGUGAAGACGUCAAAACUAUGAAAUAACACAUAUGGAAUCAUGUAGUAACCAAAAAAGUGUUAAAUAAAUAAAAAUACAUUUUAUAUUUGAGAUUCUUCAAGUAGCCACCCUUUGCCUUGAUGACAGCUUUGCACACUCUGUCGAUGUGCCCUUGAGCAAGGCACUUAACCCUAAUUGCUCCUGUAAGUCGCUCUGGAUAAGAGCGUCUGCUAAAUGACAAAACAAAUAAAAAUAAAAUAAAAAUAUGUUAGAAUCAACUUUGGCAGCGAUUACAGCUGUGAGUCUUCCUGGGUAAGUCUCUAAGAGCUUUCCACACCUGGAUUGUGCAACAUUUGCCCAUGAUUCUUUUCAAAAUUCUUCAAGCUUUGUGAAAUUGGUUGUCAAUAGAUUUUCAAGUAGAUUUAAGUCAAAACUGUAACUCGGCCACUCAGGAACAUUCACUGUCUUCUUGGUAAGCAACUCCAGUGUAAAUUUGGCCUUGUGUUUUAGGUUAUUGUCCUGCUGAAAGAUACAUUAAUCUUCCAGUGUCUGUUGGAAAGCAGACUGAACCAGGUUUUCCUUUAGGAUUUUGCCUGUGCUUAGUUCCACUCCGUUUAUUUUUUAUCCUGAAAAACUCCCCAGUCCUUAAUGAUUACAAACAUACCCAUAACAUGAUGCAGCCACCUCUAUGCUAGAAAAUAUAGAGAGUGGUACUCAGUAAUGUGUUGUAUUGGAUUUGCCCCAAAUAUAAUACGUUGUAUUCAGGACAAAAGGUAAAUUGCAUUGCCACAUUGUUUGCAGUAUUACUUUUGUGCCUUUUGGAAUAUUUGUAUUCUGUACAGGCUUCCUUCUUUUCACUCUGUCAUUUAGGUUAGUAUUGUGUAGUAACUACAAUGUUGUUGAUCCAUCCUCAGUUAUCUCCCAUCACAGCUAUUAAACUAUGUAACUGUUUUAAAGUCACCAUUGGCCUCAUCGUGGAAUCCCUGAGCGGUUUCCUUCCUCUCUGGCAACUGAGUUAGGAAGGACACCUGUAUCUUUGUAGUAACUGGGUGUAUUGAUACACCAUCCAAAGUGUAAUUAAUAACUUCACCAUGCUCAAAGGGAUAUUCAAUGUCUGCUUUUUUAACAUUUAUUUUUACCCAUCUAGCAAAAGGAGCUCUUUGCGAGGCAUUGGAAAACCUCUUUGGUUUUAUUGUCAAAUCUGUGUUUAAAAUUCACUGCUCGAAUAAGGGAUCUUACAGAUAAUUGAAUGUGUGGGGUACAGAGAUGAGGUAGUCAUUUAAAAAUCAUGUUAAACACUAUUAUUUAAAUCAUGUUAAACACUAUUAUUGCCCACAGAGUGAGUCCAUGCAACUUAUUAUGUGACUUGUUAAGCACAUUUUUACUCCUGAACUUAUUUAGGCUUGCCAUAAUGAAGGGGUUGUGUACUUAUUGACUUAUUUCAGUUUUUUACAGCUUUUCAUAUUUAAUUAAUUUGUAAAAAUUUUGAAAAAUACAAUUCCACUUUGUCAUUUUGGGGUAUUGUGUGUAGGCCAGUGACAAAAAGUCUCAGUUUAAUCAAUUUUUAAUUCAGGCUGUAACACAACAAAAUGUGGAAAAGGUCAAGGGGUGUGAACACUUUCUGAAAGGCUCUGUCCAACAUAUUACAUCUCUAUUUGGCCCUGGGGAUUAGUGUACUGACACUUCAUCUUGGAUUGGUACAUAUCUGUAAAUAACAAACUGCCCAAUUGUUACAUUUUUACAGAUGCUCUUAUCCAGAGCAACAUACAGGAGCAGUUAGGGUUAAGUGCCUUGCUCAAGGGCACAUCGACAAAUGUUUUUCACCUAGUCGGCUCAGGGAUUCAAACCAGUAACCUUUUGGUUACUGACCCAACACGCUUAACCGCUAGGCUACCUGCCAUCUGUUAUCGGGGCAAAUUAGGGUAUUAAAAGGGUGCAAGUCUUCAACUUGUGUUGGACAUCAUGGCGUUAGAUAAUGGGGAUCCUGAUAAAAUUUAAAAACUCUAAUUUAAAAUUCAAAUAAAAUGUAAAAUUCAAAAGCCUUUCCUCUUUUAAUUAAAUCACAAUUCAAAUCACAAGGUAUUUAAAGAUUUAGACAAUGUCUCAAAAUACUGUACAAAGAGAAUACAAAAUAAAUAAAAACAAGAUCCUUCCCAUAAUGCCCCUCUCCUCUCUCCAUUUCCUGUUUCUCUCCUUCAGGUCUGCGGGCUGCAGCGUCGUGUUGUGGAGCUGGAGGAUGCGGCGCGUCAGAUGAGGGAGGUGCUAGCGGAGAGAGAGGCGGGACUUCAACAGAGUCUCCUCCUCCACGGCGAAGAGACCUCAAAAUUAGUGGUAGCUCUAGAGGAGCAGGCUACUCAGGUAAAGACACGUAUUACUAAGAUGGUGAGUUAGCAUUUCCCAUAGGAAUACAUGUCACAUGCUAUCACGCUAACUAUAGCUUGGCGCAGUUGUAUACUAGAUAGCUACGAUACACAUGAUGAAGAGCAACAGCCUUAGUCAAGUAUCUGCAGAUGUGCACUGGGGUUUCCCCCACUCUAAAAAUGGUAUAUUCCUCACGACGAUAUGUCAUUGGGUUUAUUGAAAGCAUGUGUCUGUUGUGUCUCCCGUGUGGCGCAGUGGUCUAAGGCACUGCAUUGCAGCGCUAGCUGUGCCACUAGAGAUCCUGGUUCAAAUCCAGGCUCUGUUGUAGCAGGCUGCGACCGGGAGACCCAUGGGGCGGUGCACAAUUGACCCAGGGUAGGGGAGGGAAUGGCCAGCAGGGAUGUAGAGCAUGGUGUUUGCAACGCCCAGGGUUGUGGGUUCGAUUCCCACAGGGGGCCAGUAUAAAAAAAUAAAUAAUGUAUGCACUCACUAACUGUAAGUCGCUCUGGAUAAGAGCGUCUGCUAAAUGACUAAAAUGUAAAUGUUCAGUUCAAUGAAAUAUGACCCUAUCUACACGUUUGAUCUAUACUAGUUCUAUGGUCUCGCCCAUCAACCCACAGCAGCUGAUCUCGAAGUACACAAUGCAACACUGUUUAUUUUUUUGUGUGACCGCUAAUGCUAACGACAGAACCCUCUUGGUUCCCCAACCCUUCCCCAGGUCGGGGAGCUCACCCUGCAUGUUAGCUUGGCAGAGGGCCGCGCUCAGGCGCUGGAGGAGCAGCUAGGAGACGGGGAUGCCCAACGCAGGGAGCUGGAGCACAGGCUGGUCGGGCUGACCUCUGCCCUGAGACGAACCCUCGGGGUAGGCCGCACCGGACAGUCACAGACCCCUGGGUCCAGAGGACGCAGCCCCUCCCCCUGGAGAAGUCGCUCACCUGUGAAAGGUGUGAUGGCCACUCACUAAUGCCGUAGAACAGACCAACACUCUUUGAAACGACUGACAAUGACAAUGAUUCUGGUCUUAAGCUAACGUAACAUAAAAUAAUAAUGUUAAAAAAAGAAAUAGGUGUCUCAGUGAGUUGGUCUUGUUUCUCUAUCUGUAAUAGGUGAAACCAGCGGAUCAACAGGAGGUCCUGCAUCGUCCCCGUCCCGUAGCGAUGAGGGGGAGCUGGAUGUGGAGGUGGUGCAGAACGCCCUCAGGGACUUCCACCAGGAACUUAGAGACACGAAGAGAGACAGGGUACUGUACAUGUGCAGCUCCAGCAUCACUCAGUACUUUUAAGGCUAACAGAAGAUGCAUGUCCUUUCACUGUCUACAAUGUCGAGAGACUUGCAGUCCUCAGUACUGAUAGAGCGUUAUCCAGUCCCUCCAGGAUUCCGCAAUCACAAUCCAUUUUUUUUUUGCAAAAUCAACAAUCCCUGCAUAUUAUGCGAGGAUUGCAAAUUUGACCAAUCAUCAUUUCCGCAUAAAACAGUCAAAUCAUCGCGAUAUUGUCGCAGAAAUAAUUUUCUGUAAACGCUUUCAUAGAAACCAUAGGCUGCUUUUUGAGUCUACUUCGUGAUCAUGUUGUUUUUUGAGUGACUGAGGGUUCGGUUCCUGUCACCCUGCAGGAUGAAGCUAAGGCCCAGGUGACCAGUCUGACCCGGCAGGUGGCUGAGCUACAGAACAGCCAGGACAAGUCAGGCACCAGGCUGCAGCAGCUGACCAAAGCCCUGAAGGAACUGGAGGAGGGUGAGAGAGAGCAGGGCCUGUUACGGUCCACAUUUUUGAGGACUGAAAGUACCGUGUUCAAGUUCAAGCUGAAGUUUAUUUACAUCCACAUAGCUUUCAAUACAAAACUGAAAUCCAUGAGCAUAGGGUUAAGUGCCUUGCUCAAGGGCACAUCAACAGAUUUUUCCAACUAGUCGGCUCGGGGAUUAGAACCAGCGACCUUUCGGUUACUGGCACAACGCUCUUACCCACUAAGAUACGCCUAUGCCAUUGGUAUGCUCAUGUCCCCGAGCCGACUAGGUGAAAAAUCUGUUGAUGUGCCCUUGAGCAAGGCACUUAACCCUAAUUGCGCCUGUAAGUCGCUCUGGAUCAGAGCAUCUGCUAAAUUGACUAAAAUGUAAAUAGAUGUUCCUAAAUUGUUAAAGGAGACUAUGUUUGUAUUGUGUGGUGGGUCGUCUCUGUGUGUUGUCCAGGGAAGAGAGAGGUGUCGGAGCAGCUGUACGGGGCUCAGACCUCCCUCUCCCUGCAGGAGGAAGUGACACGGCGAGGGGACAGGGACAGGAAGAGCUUGGCAGAGGAAGUAGCUAAACUCAAGACCAGUCUGCAGACCGCUGAUGCUGAUAGUAGGGCACUGCAGGUACUGUUGGCUGAGAGUGAUCAAACCUAACGCUGUUUAAUAUUCUGUGUUCCCCUUUGAAUAUGUAUUGACUGACCAUGGAUGGGGGUGGUCUGGAGGCACAACGUGACAAAUGUUACAUUUCAUUGAUUGGUUGAUUGAUUGAUUGAAUGACUUACUGAUUGACUGACUGACUGACUGGAUGGCUGACUGACUGAUUGACUGGCUGAUUGACUGGCUGGCUGAUGCCCAGGAGAAGCUGGAUCGUUCUCGGGAUGGGGAGGCUCGCUGUGAGGGAGAGCGUCGGAGGCUGAAGGAGGCCCUGGAGACAGCGGAAAGCCGGGCGUCUCGUCUGGAGCUCACCCAGAAGACCCUAGAGGGAGAGCUGCAGCGGGCCCAGCGGAGAGCAGCCGAGCUGGAAGGAGAGGUGACAGCCCUGGGCGAGAGGUAAUUGUUUUCCUGUAUUUAUAUUAUAUUUAUGAGAUAGUUAUCACUAUCAGUGAAUCCUGUCAGCCACAACAAGAGGACCACAAUUGAAUUGAAGUUGUUAAUAAAUCCAAUUUUUUGUCAUUUAGCAGAUGCUCUAAUCCAGAGCGAUUUACAGGAGCAAUUAGGGUUAAGUGCCUUGCUCAAGGAAACAUCGACAGAUUUUCACCUAGUCGGCUCGGGGAUUGGAACCAGCGACCUUUCGGUUACUGGCACAACACUCUUAACCACUAAGCUACCUGCCACUAAGUCCCCUAUUUAGUUAUACACUGCUCAAAAAAAUAAAGGGAACACUUAAACAACACAAUGUAACUCCAAGUCAAUCACACUUCUGUGAAAUCAAACUCCACUUAGGAAGCAACACUGAUUGACAAUACAUUUCACAUGCUGUUGUGCAAAUGGAAUAGACAACAGGUGGAAAUUAUAGGCAAUUAGCAAGACACCCCCAAUAAAGAAGUGGUCCGGCAGGUGGUGACCACAGACCACUUCUCAGUUCCUAUGCUUCCUGGCUGAUGUUUUGGUCACUUUUGAAUGCUGGCGGUGCUUUCACUCUAGUGGUAGCAUGAGACGGAGUCUACAACCCACACAAGUGGCUCAGGUAGUGCAGCUCAUCCAGGAUGGCACAUCAAUGCGAGCUGUGGCAAGAAGGUUUGCUGUGUCUGUCAGCGUAGUGUCCAGAGCAUGGAGGCGCUACCAGGAGACAGGCCAGUACAUCAGGAGAUGUGGAGGAGGCCGUAGGAGGGCAACAACCCAGCAGCAGGACCGCUACCUCCGCCUUUGUGCAAGGAGGAGCAGGAGGAGCACUGCCAGAGCCCUGCAAAAUGACCUCAAAUGUGCAUGUGUCUGCUCAAACGGUCAGAAACAGACUCCAUGAGGGUGGUAUGAGGGCCCGACGUCCACAGGUGGGGGUUGUGCUUACAGCCCAACACCGUGCAGGACGUUUGGCAUUUGCCAGAGAACACCAAGAUUGGCAAAUUCGCCACUGGCGCCCUGUGCUCUUCACAGAUGAAAGCAGGUUCACACUGAGCACAUGUGACAGACGUGACAGAGUCUGGAGACGCCGUGGAGAACGUUCUGCUGCCUGCAACAUCCUCCAGCAUGACCGGUUUGGCGGUGGGUCAGUCAUGGUGUGGGGUGGGCAUUUCUUUGGGGGGGCCGCACAGCCCUCCAUGUCCUCGCCAGAGGUAGCCUGACUGCCAUUAUGUACCGAGAUGAGAUCCUCAGACCCCUUGUGAGACCAUAUGCUGGUGCGGUUGGCCCUGGGUUCCUCCUAAUGCAAGACAAUGCUAGACCUCAUGUGGCUGGAGUGUGUCAGCAGUUCCUGCAAGAGGAAGGCAUUGAUGCUAUGGACUGGCCCGCCCGUUCCCCAGACCUGAAUCCAAUUGAGCACAUCUGGGACAUCAUGUCUCGCUCCAUCCACCAACGCCACGUUGCACCACAGACUGUCCAGGAGUUGGCGGAUGCUUUAGUCCAGGUCUGGGAGGAGAUCCCUCAGGAGACCAUCCGCCACCUCAUCAGGAGCAUGCCCAGGCGUUGUAGGGAGGUCAUACAGGCAUGUGGAGGCCACACACACUACUGAGCCUCAUUUUGACUUGUUUUAAGGACAUUACAUCAAAGUUGGAUCAGCCUGUAGUGUGGGUUUAUACUUUAAUUUUGAGGGUGACUCCAAAUCCAGACCUCCAUGGGUUGAUACAUUUGAUUUCCAUUGAUCAUUUUUGUGUGAUUUUGUUGUCAGCACAUUCAACUAUGUAAAGAAAAAAGUAUUUAAUAAGAUUAUUUCAUUCAUUCAGAUCUAGGAUGUGUUGUUUCAGUGUUCCCUUUAUUUUUUUGAGCAGUGUAUGAAAGGGUGCCAAUAUUCUGCUGUCAUUAAGUAUGGUCAAAUUUAUUUUACACUUAUAAGAAAGGUGAAUAUUAUAAUAAGUCAUUUAUAAUUUGAUUGUUACUGUAUUUAAAAAGCAUUUUAGUAAUUUCAAGACCUUUUUCCCCACUUAUGUUGAAUUGGAACUACAUCAUAUGUGAUAUUUGAUAUUUGUACAAUGUACUUGUGGUUAUGUCCUCAAAAGUGUGACACCUCAGCAAUUUAUAACUAUUUCUAAUUGUGUAUAUGGCCCUCUCAUUAAAAAUAUUUUACUUUUGGGUAUGUCUAUUUACGGGGGAAAUCUACAUUUUGUUAUCCUCUGUCAUUUUAAAUGCAUUGUGUGUCGUUGGAUUGUGUUUUUUUAUUUUUUAUUGUGAAAUAAAUCAAAUCAAAUCAAAAGGCUAGCAGAGCUGAGGAGAGAGCUGGGGGAGACUGAGGACCGGGCGGCUGGGCUGAGGGUGAGCGAGGAGAGGCUGGCUAAGGCCCUGGCCUCGGCUGAGCUACAG
Molecule: messenger RNA, 20303 nt
Organism: Coregonus sp. 'balchen'
Lineage: Eukaryota; Metazoa; Chordata; Actinopteri; Salmoniformes; Salmonidae
Source: the annotation of a GenBank genome assembly